Messenger RNA from Nicotiana tabacum (common tobacco), 721 nucleotides. RefSeq names its product ubiquitin-ribosomal protein eS31 fusion protein. NCBI's taxonomy places the organism in Eukaryota, Viridiplantae, Streptophyta, Magnoliopsida, Solanales, Solanaceae. Gene Ontology annotation, molecular function: protein binding; structural constituent of ribosome. The record is from RefSeq and is a predicted model, not a curated record. Gene Ontology annotation, biological process: translation. Gene Ontology annotation, cellular component: ribosome.
AGUCACACUAUCAUUCCAUUCACAGCAAAGAAGAAACCCUAACGCCGCAGUGCUCAUCGAGUUCUUUCCUCCAAAGCGAAGAUGCAGAUCUUCGUCAAAACCCUAACGGGUAAAACAAUCACCCUUGAGGUUGAAUCUUCCGACACAAUCGACAAUGUGGAAGCCAAGAUCCAAGACAAGGAAGGAAUUCCCCCAGACCAGCAGCGUCUGAUUUUCGCCGGAAAGCAGCUCGAGGACGGCCGAACCCUAGCCGAUUACAACAUCCAGAAGGAGUCGACUCUUCAUCUCGUGCUCCGUCUACGUGGUGGUGCUAAGAAGAGGAAGAAGAAGACUUACACUAAGCCUAAGAAGAUUAAGCACAAGAAGAAGAAGGUUAAGCUCGCUGUACUUCAGUUUUACAAGGUGGAUGAUUCUGGAAAAGUUCAGAGGCUUCGUAAGGAGUGUCCUAAUGCUGAGUGUGGUGCUGGAACUUUCAUGGCUAACCACUUUGACCGUCACUACUGUGGUAAGUGUGGGCUCACCUAUGUUUACAACAAGGCCGGCGCCGAUUGAUCCCUAUGUUUAGCUCUGUUUUAAUGCUCUCGUCAAUUUUAUCUUUUUGUCGAACGGUAAUUUAGUAUGGAUUUUCCCUUUAAAAUUAUGUGGCAACCUUGGGAUUGUUGAGUUAUUUAACAGUUUUUGCUUAUUGUUAAAGUUUUAGAUUAUUAUCUCAAUUUUUAUA